AUGGCUAGUCAGAAUGUAGAACAGGAUUGUGAAACCAAUGUGAGCCCAGGUGUUAAUCAAGAGCCUGUAAGCAAGGACAUCCCUAAUUCUUCACCUGAUUCAGAAGCAGAUUCAAGAGAAGGUCUUGUGAGGCAAGAUGAUCAAGAUGUGAUACAAGAUCCAGCCUUUGAAGAGAGACCCCCACCUGAAGACCAAAGCCAACAUACAGCCAGUGAGGAAGAUAACACCAACAUCCUCAGUUUGCCCUUCCCCAGGAAGCUCUGGACCAUUGUGCAGAAUGAGGCAUUCAAGUCUGUGAAGUGGACUGAGGAAGGAGACACCAUAAUGAUUGAGGUAGACCUUUUCCAGAGAGAGGUCCUUCACCUCAAGGGGGCAAAGAAGAUUUUUGAAACAGACAGCUUGAAGAGUUUUAUUCGCCAGCUCAACAUGUAUGGGUUCAGGAAGAUAUGCCACGAGACCUCUGUGGUUUCCUCUGGAGAGAACAGGAGAAUAAUGAUGUACCGCAACUUCAACUUUCAGAGAGAUAAGCCCGGACUCCUUAAGUAUAUCUGGGGAAAAGAAGACCUAGUAAAUCUUACCCACCAGGCUAUCUGUGUACCUAUUGUGCCUAGAUCUGCUCAAGAGCCAAUUUCCAAAAAAAAGAAGUUACCAACCAGAUGUUCUCCACGAUUCUAUCAUAAACCUGAGGAAGACAGUGAAGAGUCCAAGAAGAAAAGCUCUGAUGACCAGGCACCCAAAGGAAAUCAGGGCUUUGUAUUCUCUACUGUAUGGGCUAUGAAAACUAUUCCUGGAUGUUCCCUAGAAAGGCAGUCUCCUGGGGAGUCAAGUAACCCAACUGCAGAAGACACCUCAGGCAAUAUUAUAUGUAUGCCUCCAACUACUCCUCAAAUUCAGGGCAUGGAAGAAGUGCCCAGUGCUAGCUCAUCAUACCCCAUUUUGGGUUCUAUGAUGUCUCUGUAUAACAACUGUUGUUCUGUCCUAUUGUCUGCCCUCUUAGAAAGGCCUACAAAUGAAUCCCCUGAUGAAGAAGAGCAGGAAGGCUCCUCAGAUUACAAGUGUGUAAUCUGUGAGCCCAUAAAGAAUAGCCCUCGCUUAUGA
Molecule: messenger RNA, 1098 nt
Organism: Peromyscus californicus insignis
Lineage: Eukaryota; Metazoa; Chordata; Mammalia; Rodentia; Cricetidae
Gene: Hsfx4
Product: heat shock transcription factor family, X-linked member 4
Exons: 2
Coding region: 1-1098 (365 amino acids)
Biological process (GO): regulation of DNA-templated transcription
Molecular function (GO): DNA-binding transcription factor activity; sequence-specific DNA binding
Source: RefSeq, a predicted model, not a curated record